Molecule: messenger RNA, 3202 nt
Organism: Xyrauchen texanus (razorback sucker)
Lineage: Eukaryota; Metazoa; Chordata; Actinopteri; Cypriniformes; Catostomidae
Exons: 2
Coding region: 214-1476 (420 amino acids)
Source: RefSeq, a predicted model, not a curated record
GGAGGCCUUGGAGCCGUGGGGGGCGGAGAAGCCAUAGGAGGCGGAGCUGAGUGAAGCCCUGGAGGCUCAGGAGGUGGAGCUGAAGGAGGUUCUGGAGGUUCAGAAGGCGGAGCUGAGGGAGGCUCUGGAGGCUCAAGAGGCGGAGCUGAGGGAGGCUCUGGAGGCUCAAGUGGCGGAGCUGAUGGAGGCUCUGGAGGCUCAGGGGGUGGAGCCAUGGGAGGUUCAGGAGUCAGAGCAGAGGGGGGCUCGGGAGGCGGAGACCUGGAAGGCUCUGGCGGCGGAGCCGAGGGAGGUGGCGCCGCAGGAGGCUCUAGAGGCGGAAACCUAGAAGGCUCUGGCGGUGGAGCCGAUGGAGGUGGCGCCGUAGGAGGUUCUAGAGGUGGAGGCCUGGAAGGCUCUGGAGGUGGAGCCGAGGGAGGCUCAGGAGACGGAACUGAGGAAGGCUCAGGAGGAGGAGCCGAGGAAGUCUCAGGAGGCGGAGCCGAGGAAGGGGGCGCCAUAGGAGGCUCGGGGAGAAGAGCCGUAGGGGGCUCGGGAGGCGGAGACCAGGAAGGCUCUGGAGGUGGAGCCGAGGGAGGCUCAGGAGACGGAACUGAGGAAGGCUCAGGAGGGGGAGCCGAGGAAGUCUCAGGAGGAGGAGCUGAGGAAGGGGGCGCCGUAGGAGGCUUUAGGGGUGGAGACUUGGAAGACUCUGGAGGCGGAGCCGUAGGAGGCUCAGGAGGCAGAGCCCAGGAAGGCUCGAGAGACUUGAGGGGCGGAGCCCUGGGAGGCUCGAGAGACUUGAGGGGCAGAGUCCUGGAAGGCUCGAGAGGCGGAGUCCUGGAAGGCUUGAGAGGCGGAGCCCUGGGAGGCUCGAGAGGCUUGAGGGGCGGAGCCCUGGGAGGCUCGAGAGACUUGAGAGGCGGAGCCCUGGGAGGCUUGAGGGGCGGAGCCCUGGAAGACUCGAGAGGCUUGAGGGGCGGAGCCCUGGAAGACUCGAGAGGCUUGAGGGGCGGAGCCCUGGAAGACUCGAGAGGCUUGAGGGGCGGAGCCCUGGAAGACUCAAGAGGCUUGAGGGGCGGAGCCCUGGAAGACUCGAGAGGCUCAAGAGGCGGAGCUGAGGGAGGCUCUGGAGGCUCAGGGGGUGGAGCCAUGGGAGGUUCAGGAGGCAGAGCAGAGGGGGGCUCGGGAGGCGGAGACCUGGAAGGCUCUGGCGGCGGAGCCAAGGGAGGUGGCACCGCAGGAGGCUCUAGAGGCGGAGACCUAGAAGGCUCUGGCGGCGGAGCCGAUGGAGGUGGCACCGUAGGAGGUUCUAGAGGCGGAGGCCUGGAAGGCUCUGGAGGUGGAGCCGAGGGAGGCACAGGAGACGGAACUGAGGAAGGCUCAGGAGGGGGAGCCGAGGAAGUCUCAGGAAGUGGAGCUGAGGAUGGGGGCGCCGUAGGAGGCUUUAGGGGUGGAGACUUGGAAGACUCUGGUGGCGGAGCCGAGGGAGGCUAGGGAGGCAGAGCCCAGGAAGGCUCGAGAGACUUGAGGGGCGGAGCCCUGGCAGGCUCGAGAGACUUGAGGGGCGGAGCCCUGGGAGGCUCGAGAAGCGGAGCCCUGGAAGACUCGAGAGGCUUGAGGGGCGGAGCCCUGGAAGGCUCGAGAGGCGGAGCCCUUGAAGGCUCGAGAGGCUUGAGAGGUGGAGCCCUGGAAGGCUUGAGGGGCGGAGCUCUGGAAGGCUCAAGAGGCGGAGCUCUGGAAAGCUCAGGAAGCUCGGAAGGUGGAGCUCUGGAAGGCUCGGAAGGUGGAGCUCUGGAAGGCUCGGAAGGCGGAGCUCUGGAAAACUCGGAAGGCGGAGCUCUGGAAGGCUCGGAAGGCGGAGCUCUGGAAGACUCGGGGGACUUGAGAGGCGGAGCCCUAGGAGGCUCGAGAGGCGCUGGCUCUAGGACGGGCACGACCACUGGCGCUGGCUCUUGGACGGUCAUGGCUACUGGCGCUGGCUCAGGGACGGUCGAGGCUACUGGCGCUGGCUCAGGGACGGUUGAGGCUACAGGCGCUGGCUCAGGGACGGUCGAGGCUACAGACUCUGGCUCACGGACGGUCGAGGCUACAGGCGCUGGCUAACUGACGGCUGAGGCGACAGGCGCUGGCUCACUGACAUCGGGGGCUAAUGGCUCAGGCUCGCUGACCGUGGCUGACGAGGGCUCAGGCUCGCUGACCGUGGCAGACGAGCGCUCAGGCUCGCUGACCAUGGCUGAUGAGGGCUCAGGCUCGCUGACCGUGGCUGACGUGGGCGCAGGCUCGCUCACCGUGGCUGACGUGGGCGCGGGCUCGUUUACAGUGACAGGCGUGGGCUCUGGCUCGCAGACCGGGGCAGGCGUGGGCACUGGCUCGCAGACCGGGGCAGGCGUGGGCCGGAAGGCGGAAGCUUGUCUUCUCUUCCUCCUCCUUCGGCCGGACGAGGCUGACCACGCCGGCUUGAGGAUCGCGGAUGCGGGGCACACCGGCUCUGAAGCAGACGAGGUUGGCAGCGUGUAGGUCAGGAAGGCCGAGGAAGUCUCAGGAGGCGGAGCCGAGGAAGGGGGCGCCGUAGGAGGCUUUAGGGGCGGAGACCUGGAAGACUCUGGAAGCGAAGCCGAGGGAGGCUCUGGAGGCGGAGCCGAGGGAGGCUCGGGAGGCGGAGCCGUAGGAGGCUCGGGAGGCAGAGCCCAGGAAGGCUCGAGAGACUUGAGGGGCGGAGCCCUGGGAGGCUCGAGAGACUUGAGGGGCGGAGUCCUGGAAGGCUCGAGAGGCUUGAGAGGCGGAGUCCUGGAAGGCUCGAGAUGCGGAGCCCUGGGAGGCUCGAGAAGCGGAGCCCUGGGAGGCUCGAGAGGCUUGAGGGGCGGAGCCCUGGGAGGCUCGAGAGACUUGAGGAGCGGAGCCCACGAGGGCUAACAAAAUGACUAUGGAGCUAUAAGGGUGACAAAAGUGAAAACUAAGGAACUACAAAAGUGACAAAAAUGACAAACGAAGGGCAACAGAAAGACAAGACAAGGUAUACAUAACAAUUACAUGGUGUCCCGAUUAAUCACAUAUACAAUUAUUUGCUGAGAAAGCCCUCAUAUAACAAUAAUUCAAUAAAUAAUUAUGAAAUAAUUAUACAUAGUUAUCUUUAAAUAUAUAAAAAUUAUAUAUAUAAAAUAUUCAGAUAAUUAAAAUGCAUUACAUUCUUGUGGCAGAAGAGUUAAUCAUUGAUAAGACA